AUGGAGGGACGGCCUCAUAAGGCCCCCGAACCUCCUGCCUGCCCCCCUCUUCCUCCCCAUGACCAUUCCCAGAAGCAGCAACGAGACGCAGAGGAAUGGCAUGAACGCGGGGUGGCGACAGCAAACAGGAACGCUGAAGCAGAUGCCGGCGCUGACAUGGCAGCAGCAGCGGCAGUAGAAGCAGCAGAGGCAGCAGCAGCCUCUGGAGCCUUAACAGUGGCGGCAGUUGCAAGUGCAGCCGCAGCAACAAAUACACCUGAAGCUAGAGUAACUGAUGCAGAAGAACUCUGGCCUCCUCCCCCCCUCCUACAGCACUCGCCUCCCAAGUAUUGCCUGUGUUGCGCUAUCACAGCACAGCGGGAAAGCAGCACGGGGGGCAACAAUAAUUGCAACAGCAGCGGCAACAACCACAGUACCGACACAUGUGCUCCAUCGGACGCGAGCAGCGCCAGCGGCAGCUGCACGGAAGGGAAGGGGAACAACAACUGGACAGCCCCCUUCGUGGAAGCCUUUCUGCAGCAGCUGAGGCGGAGGGAGCUCAGAGGGAGUCACAUGUCAGCGAAGAGGACUGCAGAGACGCUGAAGCGGGUGGUUGAUGCAGUUCCGUGGACCACAACUCAAGAGUUGGUGGAUGUUGUCACAGGGAUUGGGCGGCGCUUAAUAUGUGCAGCUCCUUUGGAUCUCCUUGUUGCAAAUGUCGUUAGACGGGUGUUGUGUAUCUUUCGGACGGAGCACUACAAGCACCAAGAUGCGCAUCGCCAGUCUCUGAAGCCCACGGGCACGUUGUGGGGUGCGGGAUAUACAGGAGGGGAGGGGGAAGGUCGUUACAAGGGAAGCGAGCGGCAGCUAGCCGUACGCGGCUUGCGCCAGCAGCAGCCGCAACAGCGAGCCAAAUGGGUGGCUGAGCGAGCAGCUCCCUCGAUGGCUAGCUACUUUGAUCCGUAUGCGGCAGUGGAUGCGAGAGACUUCCUGCUGCCCGUCCCUCCGACUGUCAAGCAGUCCAUAUUCGAGAGCAUGUCUGAACUGCUGGCAGAGAUUGACAGCCUCUGGGAAGACGGGGAAGAAAUUCGAAUGAGCUGCUUUCAUGACGGCGAUUGCAUCCUCACAUACGGCUACUCUUUGGCCGUCGAAAGACUCCUGAUUGCUGUGCACGAGAAGAAUCAAAAGCUGCAGCAGGCUGCGCGCCGCUCGUCCUCAUCGUCCUCUAUGCACGUGCUGUUAGGGACUGUGGCGGUGUUAUCGUCCGGGGGUGUCGUGACGAUGGUCCCCGAAGGCUUAAAAAUGGGGAAUGUCAGCAUCAGGAUCCCAAUGUUUGACUACGUCCCUCGUUCGCUGGUUUCCGUCUUUAUAACAGACGUCGGCGCCAUCGACCCUAGCUACCUCUUCACCCUUUCGAGGCAGAGGUACCACGUGGACGACAUCGCUCUCAGCAUUGUGGACUAG
Cyclospora cayetanensis is the source of this 1443-nucleotide messenger RNA. Its product is annotated as translation initiation factor eIF-2B subunit beta. Gene Ontology annotation, cellular component: eukaryotic translation initiation factor 2B complex. NCBI's taxonomy places the organism in Eukaryota, Apicomplexa, Conoidasida, Eucoccidiorida, Eimeriidae. Gene Ontology annotation, biological process: translational initiation. Gene Ontology annotation, molecular function: translation initiation factor activity; guanyl-nucleotide exchange factor activity. The record is from RefSeq and is a predicted model, not a curated record. The transcript is spliced from 10 exons. Bases 1 to 1443 code for a protein of 480 amino acids.